AUGCCGGACAGCAACGACCACGUCCUCCGGGACAUCUUACGCCUGAUACAAUACUUGCAACCCAGCGACCGGGUGUCUGAGAGCGGAGUUCUGUACGACGGUCUGUUCGAGGAAAUUGCAGAUGAAAGCGUUGAUAUCGCCAAAGACCUAUCGCCUCCCGCCGACAUGGCAGAUGUCGUCGGCACUUCUACAGACUGGGUGGCUGUCGGCGUGUGUUUACUGCUCGCAACUCCGGUGGUCUGGAGAGCCGGCAAGCACGUCUGCGAUGUUGGUCUUACUGAACCGCAAGCUCAUCAGGCCCAGCAACUGUUCGCCGUAACAGAAGAGCGACUAGCUGACCAGUCACCCGCUACAUCGAAUCAUCGCCAGAACUACGACUACAGGCCUCCAACGGUGUCAGAUGCGGAUUCUGAAACAUCUGACGACACCAUCGGUUCUGGAGAGACUGUGACCAUCGCCAUCUCCGAUGAUGAGGACGACGCUCUGGAGUCCAUGGACUUGAUCCAUGAUGACGAUGAGAUACGUGAUCAUGAGUGGUAG
Messenger RNA from Fulvia fulva, 540 nucleotides. RefSeq lists its product as uncharacterized. The record is from RefSeq and is a predicted model, not a curated record. Lineage: Eukaryota; Fungi; Ascomycota; Dothideomycetes; Mycosphaerellales; Mycosphaerellaceae. Bases 1 to 540 code for a protein of 179 amino acids. The transcript has 3 exons.